Messenger RNA from Amoebophrya sp. A120, 9604 nucleotides. The record is from the annotation of a GenBank genome assembly. NCBI's taxonomy places the organism in Eukaryota, Dinophyceae, Syndiniales, Amoebophryaceae.
CUAGGCAUGGUUUUUUUCGAGCCGUACUGCGUGGUCUUGUCCCGCUUGAUCAUCGGCGAAUACGCUUUCAACCCGGUGGGCCGGAAGGAGAUCGAGGACUUUUGCACCAAGCUGUUCCGCCUAGAGUUUGAGGAGUACUGGGAACAAAACGCGGAGUCGAUCGAGGAAAUGCAACAGCACGAAGACCGAAACCUUCUCCCCAACGCCAAAUUUUUGAUCCUUUCCGAAGCGGAAACGAACUUUCUGCAGGAAGUAUCCUGAGUAAAAACGUCCCCAGCCCAGAGUUGUCAUGCAGAAUUGCAAGCGCAGGCACACAACUUGUAAUGCGCAUCCCGAAGUAGAGAGGCAUUUUCAAUCGUGUUUUGGCAUUUGUAAUGCUGCAAACAGGAUAAGGGGGCGGUUUUGUCAUGCGGCUCCCCUUGCUAACCAGCACUACGAUACAGCGAGAAAGAACUUGUCAUGCGUAAUUCCCAAAUCUUCUGGAUUUGUGUUGCAGAGUUUCCAACUUGACUAUGGGGUCGUGGGGACGUUUUUCCUGAGGAUAGGAAGUCACCAAGCACUGCUGGAAAAACAUGCUGGAGUUGAUCCGAAUCACGAUCUAUCAAAUGCAAAAAUGUCUGGAUCUGGAAUGUUGCCGGGUUUGUCAUGCAUAUUUUGCAUGACCCAGGAUGCCUGUAAUGCACGACCUAGCAUCACAGAUUUUUAGAGGGCUUCCGGAUGCCUACUCCGCAUGACAAAUGUCCUCCCCGCGUAGCACAAACUAGACUCCUCUUGCUGGUCAUAAUACAGAUUUUGUUUAGAGUCCAAAGUUAGCUUCACAAGUUCCAACGUUCCAGACCCAGACACUUUUGCAUGUGAUACGAUCAAGCAAUCUAACGGCUGGAUGGACAAUCCCGAAAUUCACGCUUUUGGGAAGUACGAGGCCCAACUGGUGGAAAAGACGAACGCUUACAUCGAAGAACUGGCGAUGACUUUGGAAAGGGAAGCGGGGAGGUUGGGCGGCAAAAACCAUGGGGUGCGCAAGGAUAAAGAUUCGGCUGCGGCGUUUUUCCAGCUUGGGGCGCGGAGGUUUUUGGAAAGUCGCGAAGACCUCUACAGCCACGUGAAACCGUAUGGGAGUGUCAGGAUCGAAAUCGACAAAAUCGAAAAACUUGUGAUGCGUCAAAUGUAGGGCACUGAAGGCCUGUAUUGGGAAGCAGGUAAAUGAGACCGAUUAUAAGCCUGUCUAGGGGCAUGCAAUGUGCUGCCAGAGUAGCAUGACAGGAGCAGUCUUCUUUGCCCAAACAGCAUGACAGACUGGAUUCGGGUGCUCCCGAAAUUUGUCAUGCGCCACCUGGAAACUGAGGCGCCAACUGGUAUCGAUUUCAUGCAUCACAAAUUUUUCGACUUUGUCAAUUUCGAUUCUGACACUUCCAUAAACCGACCGAGCCGCUUAUCGGGCUGUUACACGAACAAGACGACGAGUUAGAUGUCGGGUUCUGCAUCCAAAACUAUUUCAAGGACAAGAGCAGUAAUACUAAUACCAGCCUACAGCAGAAACUGAAACAGCAAGCAAAGCCGGGUAGUUCCGUCCCGCCUUCAUUGUUUGACAAGCCUGGUUCCUACUACCGUUCGUCUUCCCCGAAGCCGGGGGUGAGCUCCUCCGUGCCAGGGCGGCAAUCGUCAGCCGCUGGUGCCACAGCUCUGGGCGCGUGGUCCCCGCCCAGCGGCCCCGCGCCGCCGACCCCUCCAUCGCAAAUGGAUAUGGUGUUACCGGCGUUGCCGACACUCAGUCCGCCGGGAAGCCUAUCCUGUGUAAAAGCGUCCCCAAGCCACAUUUGUCAUGCAAACCUGCAUGCUCAAAAUGUUUCUCAUGCGGAGCCCUAUGACACGCAUUUCUUGAUCGUGUUUUGGAAUUUGUAAUGCUCCAAUCAGCACAAUAGGCUAGCUCUGUGAUGCUUCUGAACAAGCUAAAUCAGGAUUACACCCCGAGACCAAAUUUGUCAUGCGCAACAGCCAAAGCUGGUUGAUUUGUCUAGCAGAUUUCCCAAGUUGACUAUGGGGUGGGGACGUUUUUACACAGGAUAAAGCCCGGUGAGUCCGGUCCGGAGCGGCAGAAUUAGUACGCUGUCGAAACAAGGUAUGGAACUGUCAGGAUUGAAAUUAACAAAGUUGAAAUAAUUUGUGAUGCAUAAAAUCUAUACCAGUUAGACACCCACAGUUUCCAAUCGGCGCAUGACAAAUUUUCCUGGCCUCUGAAGCAAGUCUGUCAUGCUGUUUAGGGAAAGGUGGCUGCUCCCUGUCAUGCUAGUCAGCAGCCCAAUUCUUGACCCUUACCAGCACUAGAAUCUGCCUCCCUUGCGCCUUCAGCAAUAGCGUCAGUCUUUGUGUCGCAUUUUAUGCAUGGCAAAUCAUUUCAACUUUGUCGAUUUCAACUCUGACACAUCCAUACAAGGGACUUCUUCUCAACAGCAGGAUCCACAGCAGCAGCACAUGGUCAUUAUUAUGAAAGCAUCGUAUUCGUAUUGCAGUCAUGCAUUACAAAUCUUUUCCUCAAGGUAAAUCAGCAUUACAAAUUUUAUUUCUCAUGCUGAGGAAAUUUGUAAUGCAUUUAUACGAGUACGACUACGAUACUUUUGCAGUUCAUAAUUAUCUCCUCUGCCACGACCUCGCCGAAUCCUCAAGCGCAAACCACGUCAAAAACCACCGCUGGUGUCGUGCAGGGGCCGCCGCCCCAACAGAUCAACAAGUUGCUGAACACGCAAAGACAGUCGGCAGCACAGUUUCCGACUUUCUUUUCCAUUCGCGUGCCGCACGCCAUUAUCGUAAGGAAAAAUCACCCCUUCCCAUAUUGCCAAGGUACGUUAUUUUCGAAAAUUUGUGUGGCUGAUUUGUGACCACAAAUCACGUCUGUCUUGCAAGAAGGCAACUCCACAGGCUUCGCCGCAUUAUGCAGGCGGUUGGUGAUGCUGUUGGGCCUACAGUGCGGAUGUUUUUCAUGCUAAGCGCGUAGGCCCAGGCCUCUCUACUCACAGUUAGUAUGUGCCUGCAGUCCUCGCCAGCAAGACAGUUGGCAUCUGUGUACUACACAAAGCCGGCAUCAGAAACUUCGUGUUGACAUGGGGAGGGGGGGACUUUUCCUUUUGAUAGCCACGCGCCCGAAACUGCUCCCGAGCGGAACGCUGUUACCGGUAUUUCAGCAGCUGUGUCAAACGAAGGUGGCCUGCCCCGUGAUAGACGUCGAAGUGAUUGCGCAGCGGAGCAAAAGCCCCCCGCGGGGGGACGAAGAAACAAGCAGGGGAGUUGUGCACACUACAAAUAACACAGCUGCUCCUGGCAGCACGACCAGAGGAGCUCACACGACACAGGGCGAGAUCGUGCCGCCGCCGGGGGUGGACUUGAAAAAAGCGGCUAACGCGUUGUCCUGCGAUUGGACGCGACCCUCGUCGCUGCUGCAUUCAGAUCAUGCUGAUAACCUCGGGAACAUGGUGGCGCAACUGGACAAUUUGACCACGUCGGAGCAGCGGAAGUCGGCAAUGGACAAAAAAGUGACAUUUUCCACUGCAGUCGGGAACAAUGAAACGACGACUCAAGUGGCGGCGGCGGGCUUCACAGCGGGGAGUCACGUGGUCAGUAGUGGGCAUCAUCAUCACCACCAUCACCACCACAAGGACAAAAUGACACAACUACUACCCGGCGGAGCCGCGACAGUAGUACCUCCAAACGUCCUGAUUCAACAUCCGUAUGCACUGCAAAAGUAUCGUACUACUAAGCAUAAAUUGCAUCACAAAUUGACUUAGCAUUACAAAUAAAAUUUGUCAUGCGGAUUUGCCUGAAGAAAAAGAUUUGUAAUGCAUUGUCGCAAUUAGUACAAGUGCGAUACUUUUGCAGUGGAUAAAAAUCCGAGCUGUGUAACCAUGAUUCAUCCGAAUGUGAUCCCGGGAACGAACCAAAUCCACCCGAACGAUCCGGCGUACCGGUAUCCUGGGGAAAGGUAUCGUACUCAUAGUAUAUUGCAAUUAUGCAUGACAAAGCUCUUUCUCAAGGUAAAUCAGCAUCAGAAAUUUCAUUUCUCAUGCUGAUGACAACUUUGUCAUGCAAAAAUCACUACUAGUACGAUACUGUUGCAAUGCAUAAGCGGUUGUAUUCUACCAUUGCGGAGGCCGACGAGCUGACGAACAAUAACUUCUUCCAGGGCGCUAUGCAAGAAAAAAACUGUGUAAGAAGUAAAAAUUUGUGUUGCAGAACAUGCAACAGAGUUACACCUGUCAUGCGAGACAGCCAUGAGGCCCUCUUUUUAUGUGUGUUUUGCCUUACAACCCACGCAUGACAGGUUUUCUCUGUCACGUAGAGUAAAUUUGUGAUGCUGUUCCUCAAAGAAAGUUACAGUUACACACUUUUUUUUCUGGAUAGGCGCCGGAGGACCGCACCACCGGCAGCCGCGUGCGGAGGGCUCCGAGGCAUCCCGGCGCACAGUAUUGCGAGGAAAAAUCCUCCUCCCCAUAUCAAAACGAAGUUUCUGAUGCUGGAUUUGGGAACACAAAUCAGGUUUGUCUUGCAGAAAGUGCUUGGCGGCAUGCUCUAAGCCUGUUUGGGUAUCCAGAAGGCUAGCAAUUACGCAUGGAAAACAGGUUUACAGUAGCCGCAAGCGCAUGACAGAUUUGCUUUGGAAUGCGCCACAUGGCUCCUAUUGCGUUAUAGGCAAGACAACGAUGAUUUGUGACCACAAGUCAGCAUCACAAAUUUCCAUUUUGAUAUCGGGAGGGGGGAUUUUUCAUUUUGAUACACAGAGCAGAUUCCCGAGCCUGGUAGUAGGGACAUGGAGUCGGGACAGUCGCAGUCGCAAGCGAGCAUCAUCUAUCAGCUGCAAAUAUGUUGUCUGGGUCUGGAAUAAACUUGUGUUGCUGAUACUUGCAUUGCAAACUUGCUGCUUGUAGGUAUAACAGCAUGAGAAAUUUCCCUCGGCAUUCUUUGGGGAUUUCAUUCGCAUUUAGCAUGACAAACUACCAUAUCCAGCACGACAAAAAAACUGGCCAAUGGUAUUCAUGCAUUACAGAUCUUGUUGUCCUUGACGUCCUGCAUCACAAAUCUCGACCCAGACAUAUUUGCAAUGCACAUCAUUGACUACGAUCAUCAAAUGAUCGACCCGAUUGCUCAUCAGCUGCACGCGGUAUCAAGUGCGAAAAUCCCUGGAGGUCUGGAAAAGUGUAAACUUGUCACGCAGAUUUUCCAUGACCCGUGAAAUCUGGAAUGCGGGACUCAGCAUGACAGACAUUCUGUGAGAUUCCUAUCAUGCCUAUCCUGUCGAUGAGAAACUCCAUCCUAACUUGGUCAAAAAUGCACAGCUUUUGGUAAUCAUGCAAGACAGAUUUUUACGUGAUUCAGAUUUACCAUGACAACUUGCCACCUUCCAGACAUCCAGGGAUUUUUGCAUUUGAUACGCGGAGGGCAGUGCGCAUUUUGACUUCAUGCAGAGCGGCCGGUCGGAGUAUUCCGGGUCCACCGGAUAUCAAAAGAAAAAAGCUCGUCACGAUCACUCAUGGGCAUUUUUGCAAUACAAAAUUGUCUGUCAUGCGUAAAAAUGCAUCACAGCCACACUUCAUAAGGGAUUUCCCUAGUGUUUCUGCAUUACAAGGAGAGCUUGUGAUGCUAAAAAAAUUUGUAAUGCAAAACCUGCAGCUUAGUGACUGUGACAAACUUUUUUCUCUCUAUACCGGACCAAUUUCCCGGCUAAAUCGGGAGCGCGCGCUGUCUAUGCAUUGCAAAUAUGCCCUCGGCGUCUGGAAGGAUGGAACUUGUGAUGCGUCAUUUGGACCACACAAAAAUCUGUCUUGCGCGAUCGCCAAAAGCUUUCCUUUUCUGUUGACCACCAUGAUGAGAGGGAGUUUCUCAUGCAGGAAUAGAGGCAUGAUAGAUACCUCGCACAAUCUGUCAUGCUAGGUCCUGCAUUCCAGACCUUAUGGCGCAUGGAAAUUCUGCAUGACAAAAUUGUACGCUUCCAGACAUCCAGGCAUAUUUUUUGUAUUUGAUACUGUCCCGCGGUAACCGGGCGGUGGUGAACGCGAGUGUGGUGAAAACCUUGACGCCGUAUCGCGAGAAAAAAGUGUUACAGUUACACACAUAGUCUAUGCAGGCCAAGCAAGACAGACAAGCUCUGUCAUGCAGGAUAUGCAUAGGAGCCUCGUUUCAUAGGUGUUUAUGUUUUAUUCCCGUAGGAUUGCUGCAUUACAAGUUUUCUCUCUCAUGCAGAGCAAUUUGCGUUGCUGAAUUCACUACAAUAAAAAAGUGUGUAACUGUAUACACUUUUUUCGUGGGAUACGCCGUAUGGAAAUAAUAAUCUUCCGAGCGACAGUACCAGCAAGAGCUCUACUUCGCGGGGCAGCUCACCACGCGCUGCCGCCCCGAAUGCAGCCAUGUACAAAACCAAGAAUUUACAUACCCCACCGUCGAUGCAGCUGAUGCCGUCUUCCAUUUCCAUCCCGGGUGGGAAGCUGAGUAUGGAGAGGAAAAAGUUUGUCACAGUCACUAACUUGCGGGUUUUGCAUUACAAAUUUUUUUGGCAUCACUACUUUCCUCUGUGUUGCAGAAACACUAGGGAAAUCCCUAAUAAAGUUUGGCUGUGAUGCAUUUUUACGCAUGACAAACAAUUUUGUAUUGCAAGAAUGCGCAUGAGUGAUCGUGACGAACUUUUUUUGUUUGAUACUGAGUAAGCAGAAGCCAAUAGUCGCGGACCAAGUGAAGGAAAAGCAAGUAUCCUGAGUAAAAACGUCCCCACCUCCCCAGAGUUGUCAUGCAAAUCUGCAUGCCAAAAAUUAAAAGAGACACGUUGCUCAAGCGGAGCCCCAUGAGAAGCAUUUUUUUUUCGUAUUUGGGAUUUUGCGAUGCUGGAAUCAGCAUGAUAUGCUGGAUCUGUCAUGCUUGUGAACUAAGUAUCUAUAACAGGAUUACACUACGAAGACAAACUUGUCAUGCGAAACAACCAAAGCUGGUGGAUUUGUAUAGCAGAUUUCGCAUGUUGAGGACUCUGGGGUAGGGAUGUUUUUACUCAGAAUAGCAAGUCGUCGAUAACGACGGAACCACGAAAACUAUUUUUGUGAAAAAGAAGGAAAAACAGAAGAAGGAGCAGCGGAGCGGGAGCCGAAGUGAAACAUCGGUGUCCUCGCGCGGUUCAUCGCGAAGCCCAAGUGGCACUGCUAAGGAGUCGAAGAAACUCCGUACAUCAAACGGUAAGAACGACGGCUCAGGAAAUAAGGGAAAUAACAUCACGACGGAUCAGACCAAAUCGGACGUAAAGCAGAUGCUUGUAAAAGCGGCCGAGGAUCCCGAACAGGCGACCAAUUUGGAUGAUUUGAUCGAAAACAAAACCGAUCGUGAUUUGGUGGACGCCGUGGACCACGCUCUGCACCAGCACCUGCAGGAUAUGGAUUGCAAAAGAGUAUCGUACUUUAGUAGAAUUCGCACGACAAAUUCCCCCAGCAUGAAAAAUGAAAUUUGUAUAUGCGGACUUAGGUUAAGAAGGAGAUUUGUAAUGGUGCAUGAGCAUGACUGCGAUUACUUACUACAAGUGCGAGACUUCUGCAAUUCAUACAGGAUUUGACAGAGCAAUUCGAGUUUGAGUACCAAGAUUUGGAAGAUUUUCUCCUGGAAGACUUGAAAAAGAAAAGACUGCUCGCGACGGGCAAUGACGCCCGGAUUCUGACGAAGUUCAAAAAUUUCGACGCGAAAAAUUUUCGCGAACGAUUGACGGAGCGGCAAAAGGAGGUCGCCUUGUUCUCGAAAACGGUCAAGGAGAUGGUCAAGCUCACGCCGAAUGCCCAGUUGCUCGCGGAGUCAGAUGUGCAAUUGAUUGUCGAGGCGGCGAGUCACUUGGAAAAGGACCUGGCUUCGGAUGCAACGAUCAUCGAAUCGGAGUUGUCCUAUCAACUGCAAAAAUGUCUGGCUCUGGAAGAAUGCGAACUUGUGAUGCGCAUUUCACAACACAUUCACAUUCAUAAGAAUCUCUCAUGCAUAGGCAGCAAAAGCUGCCCACUUUCUGCCAUCUUAAUCGGGCAUUUGUGAUGCAGGUUCGGCAUUGCGGAAGCUUCUCGAAACCUGUGAUGCUAGAGCUUCCAUGCCAGACCUUCUGUGUCAUGCAAAAGCGGCAUGACUCUGCCAGACCCAGACAUUUUUGCAUUUGAUAUGUCCGUAGUGCGAACCAUUUUGACGCGGGUGAAGAAGAUAUACGCAAAAGAACUCGUGGUGAAGGACAAUAAAGAGGUGGAGCUGCAGGUUACCGUCUUGGAAGAUGAAGACGAGGCGAAGAAAAAUCCGUACGGAGUCUCUGGAGACCUGGCCGGCGGCGAACGCGAGUCGACCGCGAGUGACCGGCAUGGCAGGGAGAACGUGGAAGUGGUGUUUAUGAACUGCGAAAGUAUCGUACUAGUAUAAGUUGCAUUACAAAUUUACUUAGCAUCACAAAUUGAAUUUGUAAUGCAGAUUUGCCUUAACAAAGAGAUUUGUAAUGCAUAAACGCAAUUAGUACGAGUACGAUACUUUUGCACUGCAUAGCGUUUAUCCAGGAGGAAAUUUCCGAAGAUCCAGACAAGGACCGCACCAGCAGCAAGAUGAACCGUGGCAACCGUGACAGCGCGGCGGAAGCGGCGGGAAAUGCAGACGAAGAAGAGUUUUGGGACGACGGGACUGGGGGAGAUGUUGCUGCGGACGAUGACAAAGAAGCGCAAAGCAGCAAAAAAUCCGUGAGCGACUUGAUCGCGAAAAAAGGGAAAAAAGCGCAGAAGAAAAAAAAGAAGGUAAGAGAAACGGAAGUUUAUGACAUGAUCGAUGCAGAACACGGCCUCGGCUACACGUCCGGCCGGUGGGUGGGCAAGUACGGAAAGAAGCCAAAAAAAGAGGAAACAGAGAGCUCGGAGGAAGAAGAAGUUGAGGAGACCGAGAUUCAAAAGAAGCGCCGGGACGUGCUCGCGUUCGACUACCUGCUGCGGAGAGUGCAAUUGCUGGACGACUCGAUCAAGACUAUCGUGCUGCGCAUGACGCAGACGCAUUUGAAGGAAAUUGAGACGGAGAUGGCGAGAAUUACCAACGUAUCAAAUGUAAAAAUGUCUGGGUCUGGAAGAUUGCAACUUGUAAUGCUGUCUUUGGAUUCCAAAAAAAUCUGUAUUGCAUGACCAGCAACAGGACUCCAGUUUGUGUUACGCGGAGAGGGCAUUUCUCAUGCGGAACAGCCAUUAGGAAGCCCUCUAAAAAUUGCGUUGCUAGGUCAUGCAUUACAAGCAUCAGGCGUCAUGCGAAAAAUGCAUGACAAACCUGGCAAUCUUCCAGACCCAGACAUUUUUACAUUAGAUACAACGCAAAGUUGACCGACGGGACUACGAAAGAGAAGGAUCUACAAUUUCCGGAAGAGCUACAGGAAUUGACGAGCGACCACUUGCGCACGCUGGAGAAAACUUUCAACACGCUGGAGCGGAAACUAGAGAUCGUCCACGCCAUGGCGGAGAAGGCGCGGGGGAAAAGGGAAGCGGAAAAGAUUGAGGCGCUGAUUUACCAAUUGACAACGGAAUUGAAUCAGAAAGAGAAGGAAUUAGAUGAAAAGUUUGCGGCCGUGCUGGAAAGGGUGAAAGCGUUUUGA